Messenger RNA from Alligator mississippiensis (American alligator), 5271 nucleotides. It is a transcript of the gene PPP1R3A, whose product is annotated as protein phosphatase 1 regulatory subunit 3A. Bases 1 to 3708 code for a protein of 1235 amino acids. Gene Ontology annotation, cellular component: protein phosphatase type 1 complex. The transcript is spliced from 4 exons. The record is from RefSeq and is a predicted model, not a curated record. Gene Ontology annotation, biological process: regulation of glycogen biosynthetic process. Lineage: Eukaryota; Metazoa; Chordata; Crocodylia; Alligatoridae. Gene Ontology annotation, molecular function: protein phosphatase 1 binding; glycogen binding.
AUGGAGUCUUUUGAAGAACCCAGUCAGGUUAGCAGGGAUAACUUAUUAGAAGUCCCUACUUUAAGUGAUCCCCCUUCAGAAGAUGAAGAUGUUAAAACUACCCUUAAGCCUCGUUUCUCCCCACUUCCACGAAGGCGGAAUUCUGCUUCUUCAGAAGAUACAGAGCCAGAAAUCCCAUCUACCAUUGCAAGAAAAGUUUCAUUUGCUGAUGCAUUUGGUUUUGAUCUUGUGUCUGUUAAAGAAUUUGAUACCUGGGAAGUUCCAACUACAUCACAAAAUGAUGUCUUUGAAGAUGAAGUUGAGCCUGUGGAGGAAUAUUUUUUAUCUCCACUGUUUACUUUGCCUGCCUCACAAGAAGAUCUUUUGCAAAAAGUGCGUGAAGAGAAAGUAUUGCUGGAGUCAGUUUUCUUCUUACCUGGAGUAACGUGUAUGAAUGGCAUUAUUAGAGUUCUAAAUAUAUCUUUUGAAAAGUUGAUAUAUGUUAGAAUGACCUUAGAUGAUUGGCAAAGUCACUAUGACAUCUUAGCAGACUAUGUGCCUAAUUCUUAUGAUGGUGAAACUGACCAGUUCUUCUUUAAGAUUUCAUUGGUUCCUCCGUAUCAAAGAGAUGAAGCUAAAGUUGAGUUCUGUAUACGUUAUGAGACAUCUGUUGGCACAUUCUGGGCAAACAAUGAUGACAAAAAUUACAUACUGGUUUGUCAUAAGAAAGUAACUAAGCAAGAGAUGGAUAAUAAAACACAAGAAGAUUUGACUGACAAAUACCUCAAAGGCUGCUUAAAGACAACGCUGAACAGCAAAGAAGAAAUAUUGGCAACAUCUGAUGAUGACAUAUGGAAUAAUUCAAGGACUUCAGGUGCAAAUAUCCCAGAAAUUGUUUAUUCGCAAGAGGAGGACAAAGACAUAGAACCAAUUAACAAAAAUGUAAAAGAUACAAGUGUGAAAUACGAUGAAGGUGAUAAUGAAGAUAAUGAAAAAGAAUUAGAGUUGCUGCUAAAUCAGCACUUCCCAGGAGCUAGAAGUACUUCUUCCAGAGAUGAAAGGAAUUUAUACACAACAGAGCCAGUUAAUUUUCCAAAUGAAGCCCAAGGACUGGAGAAUAAGCUAACCCUUAUUGAAACCAACACCGACUUGCUUAGGCAGCCUGUGCCUAUCAGUUCCUCCUCAGAAAAUAUUUUACAAGAGUUAGAAGAAUUACAUGAUAACAAAAAGUAUUCUAUAGGAUAUAAUUAUAGUCAGCCAUCAGCACAGGAACUUACUGCAGGCUCUGUAAACAUUAGUGAGCAGGCUUUGGAAUGCACUGAUACCGCCACCCUUUUAUCGCAGGAAUAUUUGCCUGGAACAAAGCAAAAUGAGACUAUCGGUACUCCUGAUAUUGUAUCAAGCAGACAAGAAAUGAGCUAUGUGGAUGUUUCAAAAGGUGAAACAGAUAGCGCCUCAGGAAGUAAGAUGAGGGAGAGAUUAUUCAUCAGUGAAGAUGAUGCUUAUAUCUAUAAAGAGACCUAUGAAACAAGAACAGAAGCAACUUCUGCAGAGCAUGAUAAACCAAUGCAAUUAAGUGCAGGUGCAACAGAAACACUGGAUGACAAUGCUAAUCCAGCUGUAGAGCAACACAUGGUACAGAUGUUUUCCCAAACUCUAGAUUCAUUGUUGGCAGACACUGAUAAAAGUGAAGGAAAAGUCAAUAUGACUGAAAGCAAAGACCAGGUGCAUGUAAGAACAGAUUUAUAUGAUGACAUUUUUGCACAUUCUGAAACACAAGCCACAGAGUUGCUAUCAACUUUGGACAACAAACAUGAAGACAAUCCUUCAAAAGCGGAUGACCAGAUUUGUUCCCAUAUAGCUGAUAAAAGGAAGGCUGCAGGCUCUUGUGAAGUCACAGAGCUUACAUGGGCAAGAGAUAGAGGACAUUCAGGCAACAAAAGUAGAAGAAAAGAAAUCUCAAGCUAUGUGGAAGAAAAGCAAAGGGAGGAGGGAUAUAGUGAAUUAAGUGAUGACUUCAGGAGAAUAGACAGUGGAUAUCCAGAUGCCACUCAAUGUAGAGUGACUAUUAUUCCCACAAGUGCUAUGUCAUUAAACCCAGAUGAUGUGUCCAAUACAAGGGAAAAUGGUCAUAAAGUUGUUGAUGAAAGACUGUAUAGUCAAUGUUAUUUUCCAACAAAUAGCAAUGUUUUGGAGACAGAUCCCUGUCAACCUAAAUCUGUGAGUAUCCUUUCAGAGGAUAAGAACAGAGUGGUACCUGAAAAUCAAAGUGGAAGUGUUUCAGAAAGGCAACUGGUAGAAAAAGAGUGUGAUGCAAAUAGAUCAGAACAUAUUAAAGAACAAAGAGAUGGUAAAAUUACGUGGGGAAUGUGGGAUAAUUCUGGGUGUGCAAAUGUUACUCCCAGAGAAGAAUUGUUUACCUGCCAUGAAACGGUGGGAUUUGAAAAGUCUUCUGUAUCUGAGCAUGAUAUUAUACAGGAAGCAGAAGCAAGUACAGCUUUUAUAAUUAAAACAACAUCAGAAAGUGCUCCAGAAAAAAUGUCUGCUAGUGAAAAAGCAGUAAUUGCUAAGCUACCUCAAGAGACUGCACUAAGUGACAGGCCCACAGAGGAAAAGGAAACAGCGUUUGAUACACAUGAAGGGAGAAAUGAUGGUUCACAUUAUACUCUUUGUCAACGCAACACAGUGGGUGUAUUAUAUGACACUGAAUUUGAAAAGAAAUCAGUUUUAGAUAUUUAUAAUGCACGCGAACAUGAAACACUGCAAGGAGAAGCGAUGUCUGUAUGCAAUAUCAGAGAAAGACUUGCCAAAGCAGAACAUGACAUUGGAAAUAUUUCACCUGCAGAGAAAACAUUAUGGGCUUCUGCUACAGAAGAAGAGAGUUUGGAACAGGAUUUACAUUCAGAGGAGUCAUCUAAAUCCCCCACAAAUCCCCAGCUGUCUUUGUACAGUAAGGAGAUUGAAGAGCUUCAAAAGGAGGAAAGCAUUUUUGAAACACAUUCCCAUUUGGGUGCUAAAAAUGAAACCGAAAUGCCACCUUCUGAUACAAAUAUCAUAUCUAGUUACCGUUACAAAAACUCUUCAGUGACAUCUUCUGAAGAGUCUAUUAAGAUAAUUGCUGCUGAAGCAGAAAAUACAGGGCAUCCAAAUACAGACUCUGCAUUCAAACCACUUCCCAAUGUUUCUGCUGAAUCAGGAUAUGAUUUCAAUCCCACAAGUGAAAUGACACAUAUUAAUAAAACUCUCUCUCCUGAAGUUGAACACAAAGAAGCUCUUCAGAGUUCAGAUCUGUUGACUUCUAGCAAUGGAAGAGAAAAGAAUAUAGGCCACUGUUUCCAUCAAACAGAGUUCAGACAAGAUAAGUCAUUAGGGCCGAUGAUUUUAAUUAGUGAGCCUAUUGAAGAAGUUGAAGAGAGAGCCUCUCAAUCUGAAGGUUUAAUAACUGAGGGAAAAAUAUUAAACUGGCACGAUGGCUCCCAGCAUGGAAGGCAGCUCGUUUCUGAUUCUGCUGAUAUUUCUGACCAGAAAAAUGAAGCACAUAGUUUAUCUAGUGAGUCUCUAGUUUUAAAGCGUAUCAGUCACAGAAUCUUCUUUUUUCUUUUCUUUGUUGUAUUUGUUGUAACACUCUGUCAUUAUGAUUUAACGAUUUGUUUUGCACUCUAUCUGUUUUCCUUGUACUGGCUAUACUGGGCUGGAGGAAGACGCAAGGAGUCUGUAAAGAAGGAGUAACAUCAAGGUUCAUUGUCUAAAAUUGUUUCCUGUACUUAAAAUUUAAGGUUAAUACUCCUCAGCCCCUCAAAAGCAUUUUAACUGUUAGAUGGGAAUAUUCAAUGUCAAAACCACAGCAAGUUUCUUCUUGAAGCACCUUUUUAAAAAACAAUGCAUAUGAAGCUCAUGCCUUCGUAUAAGUAAUUAUUCUAUAUAGGACCAUUAUAUUUGGAUCAUUAAUGCCUAUAUGAAUAUGAGAUCUGAAGCACACCACGUUAAAAUUAAGUACAGCUGCUGCUUCUUACCAGGCUAUGAGGAUGCAAUGCUUCAUAUCUCUUCAACACUUAAAAACACCAUUUUGUUCCUUUUUUUUUUUUGUAGUAAAGCUUACAUUUUUUUCUGAACAUUUUUCUAAGGUUUUGUAUAGUAGUUAACACAGAGAAUGGCAUUAUGGUAUUUGAAUACUGACACUGCAACUGAUAAUCUAUUUUGAGAGAUGAAAACUGUUUGUAGACUAAAUAGUUCUUUCAAAUUUUUAUUUCAUUGUUUUGAGGUAGUGCAAUAAUAAUCAUCAUUAUUGACAAAUGUCAAGCUUUGACUCCAGUAACAUUAUGUAACUUUGGCAGGCUAGUUGACCUGCUUCCAUACCACAAGGUGUAAGAGACUGAAGGAUACACCUGUGAGCCCAUUAUCACUCACUUCCACAAACGUUCAUAGCUGGGUUGUUUUCAAGUGAUGUUUAUAUAUUUGCAAAUGAUGACUAGAGAAUUUCAUUGGAUUUCAGAUAUUCAUAUCUACGAAGCACGGAAUAAAAAAGGAUUUGAAUGCUUUGAUUGUGUUCAGAACUGGCUACACUGCCUUUUAUAUAAAGGUUUUUAACUAGGUCUUAUUAUUCAACAGCAGAAAAGCCUAAAAGGAAAACAUGGGGCAUGAUCCCAGCAUUCAAUAAAUUGGUUUUGUGCUGCAGAUUAGCCCUAAGUCUACCCUGAUGAGACAGAUGGGAGAAUUCCACUAUAAGGGGCAUGCUGUGGAGUUCACUGGCUCUAAGCCACUCUUGUCCAGUUUAGCAGCAAUCCACCAGUAUGUCACAAAAGGAAAGGAGCAUCUGGAGCAUGCUGCACUCUUACAAUUUGGACCCCAGAAAAGUUCAGUGAAAAGGGGACACUGCAGCCAAGCAUAAUGUAACAUCCCCCCUGAGACUACACUAUGUUACUGGAGUCCCAGAGACUGAGAAAGGAGAAGAGUGGCUCUGAGCACUCCUCUGUCUUUCACCUCUGCACAGCUGAGGACAGGGCCGUGGUGAAAUUAUAUAGUGGCUGUAAAAGAUAUAGGUGCAAUAUAUGAAUAAGCUAGAUAAUCAAAAUGACAUGACCAUUAUUUGCUUAGCACUGAAGCAGAUUUUAGCAGGUGGCUAAAGACUGUUUACAUAAUUCAGGAUGUUGAAAGACCCUGCUACAGGAGUGACCCUAACACUCCUGUUCUCCAAAAGGGCAAAAAUGCAGCAUCAUGUAAAUGAUGCAUUCUGUGGGGUGGAGAUAUACGUGAAAACCUACUUCUGGCUAGAUGCAUGGACUGUUUUGGACA